AGCGGAACUUCCGGGAUUAACGACCAAUCAACUGCCGCCUGCCGCCGUCUUCCGUAGGUCUGACGCAGCCAAUCACGUUCGAGCUUCCUUCCCCGCUGUUCCGUAUGUGAACAGAGCAACGUGUUUCUGUCGCAGGGCGAACAUUUAGCGCUGGAAACAUAAACUAACUCACUGUUCCUGAAAAUGGCCAAAAGUCUUCGUAGCAAAUGGAAGCGGAAGAUGCGGGCGGAGAAGAGGAAGAAAAACGCUCCGAAGGAGCUGGCUCGACUCAAACAGGCUCUGAGUCUGGAUAAGAAAGGAGGAGCGGACAUGGCCGACCUGCAGGACGUCGCCACGGUGGUUCCAGCCGACAAGAUAACGAAGCAGAACGACGUUGAAAUGGCAGAGCAGCAGCAGGAGGAGGACGACGACAACGGGAAGAUGGAGAUGGACGGGAAGCGCAGCAAGGCGACUCUGCUGGACGAACACGGACAGUACCCGGUGUGGAUGAGCCAGCGGCAGGCCAAGAAAAUGAAGGCCAAACGCGUGACCAAGCAAACGGGCAAAGUGAAGAAGAAGAAGGGAAUCGCCUGGUGAAGCAAAGCGAGGCGGUUUGUUUGUUUCAGAGACUUGGGAAAUUCUGCGUCUGUUCUUACAGGACAGCAACUUUAUGAGUUAACUUUUGUUGACAGAAGACUCAUCAGUGGAAGAUUGUGUUUGCUCCGUUUGUAGCAUUGGAACUUUCUAAAUAUAGAAAUCAUCCGUCUAAUGACAGAAAUAAAUGUUUCAAACCUUAAAAAAA
Xiphophorus maculatus (southern platyfish) is the source of this 781-nucleotide messenger RNA. RefSeq names its product LLP homolog, long-term synaptic facilitation (gene llph). The record is from RefSeq and is a predicted model, not a curated record. NCBI's taxonomy places the organism in Eukaryota, Metazoa, Chordata, Actinopteri, Cyprinodontiformes, Poeciliidae. Gene Ontology annotation, biological process: dendrite extension. Gene Ontology annotation, molecular function: RNA binding. The transcript has 3 exons. Gene Ontology annotation, cellular component: nucleolus. Bases 184 to 576 code for a protein of 130 amino acids.